Molecule: messenger RNA, 2479 nt
Organism: Diachasma alloeum
Lineage: Eukaryota; Metazoa; Arthropoda; Insecta; Hymenoptera; Braconidae
Gene: Wdfy2
Product: WD repeat and FYVE domain-containing protein 2
Exons: 7
Coding region: 124-1374 (416 amino acids)
Molecular function (GO): protein binding; metal ion binding
Source: RefSeq, a predicted model, not a curated record
GGACGUGCUACCUUGGCCCAGGAUUAAACACUUGUUAAACUUCUCAUGAACAAACAAAUAACUUUUCAACGAAAUCAAGUUUUAUUCAACGAUUGGAGGAAGAGGGACAACAAUUGAGGUGAAAUGGCAGCUGAGAUAAAACCAGCACCCGGUGCUAAUAAUGACAAAUUCAGUACGAGCCGGAAGCCAAUACUUAUGUCCAAGUUGGAGGGAUGCAAUGACGAUGUCAAUGCUGCUGUCAUCAUACCCAAGGAGGACGGAGUCAUCAGUGUCUGUGAUGAUAGGACUGUUAGAGUAUGGCUGAAACGUGACUCUGGACAGUACUGGCCCAGUGUCUGCCAGUACAUGGCUGCUGGAGCCACUGCAAUGCAUUACCAUGUGGAGAGCAGAAGACUUUUUGUGGGGCUGGAGAAUGGAUCCAUUGACGAAUUUCUCCUUGAGCAGGAUUACAACAGAAUGACAGCGAUGAGGGAGUACUUGGCUCAUCAGGGUAGAGUGACGGGUGUAGUGUUCUCUGGAAUUCACAGCUGGAUACUCAGUGUUGGGAGAGACAAAUUGUUCCAGCUGCAUUGUGCAGAUACUGGAAGGCGACUGGGAUCUUUCGGAAGGGCCAAGUCUAGUUAUCUGGGCGACAGUUGGUUCACAGCCUUGCAAUUUGACGAACAAUCUAAGCACGCGUUUGUCGGUGAUUACGGUGGUGAAAUAACGAUGCUGAAGGUGGAACCCAACUCCAUAAGCCUCGUGGCCUGCCUCAGCGCUCACAGUGGGAGCAUCAGGACCCUGGCAUGGGACUCUGAGAAGCAGCUACUGUUCUCUGGUAGUUUCGAUCAAAAUAUCAUCGUGUGGGACAUUGGGGGACGUCAAGGAGUCGCUUAUGAAUUGCAUGGGCAUCGUAACAAAGUCACAGCGUUGUGCUUCGCAAGUAGUGAAAAAUUGCUACUCUCUGGGGGUGAGGAUGGAGUCAUUGUGGGCUGGAGCAUGGCUGGGGCCAGGAAAGAGACUGCCACUUGGGAAGAAUCUGAUAUUUGUCAAUCUUGUUCACGACCAUUUUUCUGGAAUAUGAAAGCCAUGAUGGACCAACGACAAUUGGGACUGAGACAACACCACUGCAGGAAUUGUGGAAGGGCCCUCUGUGAUCGUUGCACGUCCCAGAGGAUUCCCAUUCCUGCCAUGGGUUUUGAGUUUGAAGUUCGGGUCUGUGAUCCCUGCCACAUUCAGCUGAAAGCUUCCAAUCAAACAUCGAUGGCAUCAUUUCACGAUGCAAAACACAGCAUCACAGCGAUGGACCUGGACGUCUCACGAAGAAAAUUAUUAACGGUCGGUCAGGAUCGAGUCAUUAAAAUUUGGGACAUUACAGCUCUCCUCCAGCAAUAAAAUGUCUCUCUUUCUCGAGUGAUCUAACUCAUAAAACAAGUAUGGCAGGGCUUCAAACCCUGUAAGAUUGCAUACGUUGGCUUCAUAAGUGUGUCGAAAUUGCUUCUCAUCGAAUCAAAACAAACGAUUAAAAUUAAUUAUUAACUAGCACGCCUGAUUCAAUUCUAGGAGAUGAACUACUAUAUUUUUGGGAAUAAGAAGUCUACAACUAUUUCUUCAUCACUGUUGGAUAAAAAAUUUUUUCAAUUACUGUAAAUAAUUCUUGUGAAACGCUGCUGACGAAUUUGUACUUCAAUUUGAAACUGAAAUAUCCAUCGAGUUUUUGUAUUUAAUUGAAAGAAUGAUUAUGUCCAUUGAAAUAUAAUGUAAAAAUAGAGGAAUGGGAAGGUACUGAGAUGUAGAGAGAAAUACUUCAGUCACACUCACUGAAAAAACUGUAAACUAGGUUUUUAUGAGACAAUUUUUACGGUUUUGUUAAUUGUUUUGUUGUUUUUUUUUAAUGUCAAGAGAUGUUUUCGUACCUGAGAAGAUUCUCUGUGAAAAAAUUUCUGCGACAUUUUUUCUACACCCUCUUAACCCCAAAUAAUCCAAGAAAUCAAAUCAGUGAAAUUGAUUGAAAAAUAAAAAAUAUUGGAUUGAUUUUUUUUUCUCUUCUCUGUGAAUGCAUUAUAAACAGCAUCCAUUGUACUGAUUCUAAAGUCCACUCAUCACAACAGCUAUUCACCCUCUCCACAAAUAAACACUGUAUAUUACUCGAUAGUACGAAUGACCGCAUGUAUGUUGCAAAAAUGUUUCUACUGUCGUUUCCUGCGUAUCAAGUGAUUCAUAAAAAUUGAAUGAGAUACACGCGCUUCCAUAGAGAUUAAUGUAUCGAGGAAUGUGAAGAUUCCCUUGGUCACUGUGUCUAUAAUGCUUUGUGUAAUCCAUUCCAUAGGCAGCCCCUCUACUCGACAAGUUUGAAUAUUAUCAAUGUAUGUACUGUACGUAACAAAUAUUAAGAUUUCUUUUCAAUUUAUUUUCAGAAUGGUGAUGUAUUCGUUACUUAAGUACACUCGGUCAUGUGUAAAAAUUGAUCAAAGAAAUAUAUGACGUUAUUAUCAAGUCA